CACAACAUGGGUUAACUGGCAUGCAGGCACCAGAGCUGGAGCUGGCAUCUCUGGGGAUCUUUUCAGCAGAGAGGUGAAAUAAUGACUAAACACAGCUGGCAAGUGUGGGCCAUCUACAUGCUCUUAGCUGCAAACCUCUCUGAACAGCAAGCGCUGAAGCAGGCUUGUCCUUCAUGCAGUGAUGCUCAGCUUUGCAACUGCUCUUCCAUGGGCUUGGACUUCAUUCCCCCAGGGCUCACUGCCAAAAUCACAAUGUUAAACCUGGCCCACAACAGGAUAAAGCACAUCCGAUCCCAGGACCUGCAGCAGGCUGUGAACCUGAGAGCCCUGCUGCUGCAAUCCAACAAAAUCAGCUCCAUAGAUGAAGACUCGUUUCAGUCCCUGGCGAAACUGGAGCUCUUGGACUUAUCAAAUAACAGCUUGGCUCACUUGUCCCCUGUGUGGUUUGGGCACCUUUUCUCGCUCCAGCACCUCCACCUUCAAGGCAAUUUCUACAGAGACCUGGGAGAAAGCUCUCCCUUUUCUGGUCUGAGGAACCUGAGCUCUCUCCGCCUGGGCAACCCACGGUUCUCUGUGAUAAGGCAAGGGAACUUUGAGGGCAUUGAGCUUCUCAACAAGUUGUGGAUUGAUGGUGGUAAUCUCAGUCAGUAUGAGCAGGGAAGUUUGAAAUUGAUUAAGAAGAUAAAUCACAUGGUCAUAAACCUAAGAAAUAUUAAUAUAUUCUCAGAAAUUGUUAGGGACCUUCUGCACUCUGUGACUUGGCUAGAAGUGAGAAGAAUAGCAUUCAGUAACUCUGCUGAAAUGCAACUAUUGAGAGUCAUGUCUUCUUCUUUUGCAAAGAAAAUUUCUUUUAAACAGACCUUAUUAACAGAUGCUACUGUGCCUGAGAUUGUCAGCAUUUUAGAAGACAUGCCAAAAUUAGUGGAGGUGGAGCUAAUAGACUGUAGACUCUUGGGAACUGGACAAUGGGAAAUGCAGAUUCAAGCAAACCAAUCACAGACAGUUAGAGUUCUCACAAUACAGAAAUUAUCUAUAGAAGAAUUUUACUUGUUUACAGAUCUUCGGACUGUGCAAGAUCUACUAUUUCUUUUUACCAGAGUCACAGUUCGAAACACCAAAGUAUUUUUGGUUCCAUGCAGAAUUUCCCAACAUCUUCGGUCAUUAGAGUACCUUGACCUUAGUGCUAAUUUGCUUGGAGACCAGAGUUUAGAGCAUUCAGCCUGUCAGGGUGGUUGGCCAUUACUACAAACUCUAAAUUUAAGUCAGAAUUCACUGGGUGACUUAGAAAUGACAGGUAGAAGUUUGUCUCAUCUAAGAAACCUAAUUGUUUUAGACAUUAGCCAAAACAAUUUUGGUGAGAUUCCAGAUGCAUGCGAAUGGCCAAAAAACCUGAAAUAUUUAAACCUCUCCAGCACUCAAAUUCCUGAAGUAACGACCUGCAUUCCCCCAACGCUGGAAGUUUUGGAUGUUAGUGCUAACAACCUGAAGGAGUUUGGACUGCAGCUCCCAUUUCUGAAAGAGCUGUACCUCACAAAAAACCAGCUGAAGACCCUGCCUGGUGCUGCACCCAUUCCAAACUUAGUGGUCAUGUCAGUCAGGAGAAACAAGCUCAACAGUUUCUCCAAGGAAGAGUUUGAGUCCUUCAAGAGAAUGGAGCUGCUGGAUGCCAGUGACAACAACUUCAUCUGCUCCUGUGAAUUCCUCUCCUUCAUCCACCACCAGGCUGGGAUAUCCCAAGUGCUGGUGGGGUGGCCAGACAAGUACGUCUGUGACUCUCCGCUGGCGGUGAGAGGGGCCCAGGUUGGAGCUGUACACCUCUCCCUGAUGGAGUGCCACAGGUCCCUCGUGGUGUCAUCGAUCUGCAUCCUGGUGUUCCUGGUCAUCCUCAUCCUUGUAGCUGUUGGCUACAAGUACCACGCGGUCUGGUACCUGAGGAUGACCUGGGCGUGGCUCCAAGCCAAGCGGAAGCCCAAGCGAGCCCCGCCAAAGGACAUCUGCUAUGACGCUUUUGUCUCCUACAGUGAGAACGACUCCAACUGGGUGGAAAACGUAAUGGUGCGGGAGCUGGAGCAGGCCUGCCCUCCCUUUCGCCUCUGCCUCCAUAAGCGGGACUUUGUGCCUGGGAAGUGGAUAGUGGACAACAUCAUUGACUCCAUUGAGAAGAGCCACAAAACGCUCUUUGUGCUGUCCGAGCACUUUGUGCAGAGCGAGUGGUGCAAAUACGAGCUGGACUUCUCACAUUUCCGCCUCUUUGAUGAGAACAACGAUGCGGUGAUUCUUGUCCUCCUGGAGCCCAUCCAGAGCAAAACGAUUCCCAAGAGGUUCUGCAAGCUGCGGAAGAUCAUGAACACAAAGACCUACCUGGAGUGGCCUCUUGAAGAAGAGCAGCAGCAGAUGUUUUGGUUUAAUUUGAAAAUAGCUCUAAAAUCCUAGACAGAUUGAAUAUAUUGUAAAUAUACUCUGGAAUUUCUUCCCUUGCCCUUUUGUCCCAUCAAUUAUCUGCAUCUCAAGAACAGAGAGCUGAGCUACUGCAAAUUCUAACACUUGCUGUGAGAUUAUUUUCUUUUUGUAGCCAUGGUUCUGAAUUGUUUUACUGGUCUGG
Messenger RNA from Pipra filicauda (Wire-tailed manakin), 2602 nucleotides. RefSeq names its product toll like receptor 2 (gene TLR2). Gene Ontology annotation, cellular component: membrane. The record is from RefSeq and is a predicted model, not a curated record. The transcript is spliced from 2 exons. Gene Ontology annotation, molecular function: triacyl lipopeptide binding; transmembrane signaling receptor activity; protein binding. Gene Ontology annotation, biological process: toll-like receptor signaling pathway; inflammatory response; immune response. The coding region runs from base 82 to 2433 and encodes 783 amino acids. Lineage: Eukaryota; Metazoa; Chordata; Aves; Passeriformes; Pipridae.